UGAAACGAAGUGCAUCCAAAGUAUCUAAUCAAAAUAACAACGAAGAAGAGGACGUCAACAACCCUGGUUGUGCAUGCGCAUUAAUCACAUUACAGGAUAUUUUUUUUAAAUUAAUUCUGUAUUUGUUUUUAACACAGCGAGUUUAUAAUGUACGUUUUACAUCCUCAGACUUAAACUGAGAUCUGUUCAUGAACACCAGGAUUAAAGGAACCUUAUUUAUUUUUAUUUACAGGCUUCAAAAAUAUUGGAGCUUGAAAUAUAGAUUUUCACUUUGUUUCCUCUCCUCAAAAGUCCUGGAGGAUUUUUCUUGUUUACGAAGUGUACUAGAAAACAUCCGUCAACAAUCCUGACACUGAAGUGAACGGUGUUUUAUAACAGGAUACUACAGUCUACAGUCUGGAGCCAUGCAUUGAAUUUAUUCAGUUGCCCUUUGGGUUGUGUUCAUUACAUUGUGUUAUUACUUUAAAACACUUUAAAAUCUAGAAAAUUGUAUUCCAUCGUGUAAAACAAAAGGUGGAAACCUUUAAAAAAGUUAAAUAAUGAGCACUAAGACUGUGUCAGUCACCAAGUUCCCCUACUGGGAAAGUGGUAAAAGGAGAAUUCGAUUCUUGUAUCUAGUCGGUGAUAAUUCCAUUCAGCUGACCAAACCAAGUACAGAUGAGGAGUCAGUGAUCCCUCUGUUUCUUGGAGCUGAUCUUUUUUUGAACACAGACGUCCGCACAGAGAAUCAUCCCAGAUAUCAUGCCAAGUUUGCUCGAAGAGGACUAGCAACCAAACUGGCUUUCGCUUCAGACUUCAGGUUUGAAGGCUUGCGAGUUCCUUGUUCCCAUAACAGUUUAUGGUUCUACUGUGUUCAUGGGGUUUUUCGAGCAGCAUUUGAACUCUACAGUAAACAAGAGCAGCUUUCAAUCCUGGAGUCAUUUCAGGAUCUGUGGAAAUCCCGGAUCAAUGAUAAUCAGCUAAACUCGGUGUACAACAUCAGGCUCCAGUUAGACAUGGAACCACCAAAAACUACUGCUCAAGCGACACCAAUGGAAUUUAAUAAUUCGUCUAGUGACAUUUCUGUACCUGCUGAGGACAAUUUAAACUCUCAUGACACACUGGAAGACCUGGAGGAAGUGACCUUAGGGUCAACAUCUGGUCAAGGAGAUAAUUGCUCUUCUGCAGACCAUGAUUACUGCUCCCAAAUGAAACCAGUGGAGUCUAAAGAAUUUAGUCUCACAGAGAGACUCCAUAGCAUAGGAAACAAAGUGAAGUGUACAUCAAUUGUGGACAUGAACAGAGAAGAGACCAUCUUGAAACUUCUGGAUUAUGUUGAAUAUUGGAUUGAUGGACAGGUGGAUGAGGAAAAACUGACUGAAGCAGUAAUGGUCUUGCUUCAGACUCCUUUUCAUGGCUACUCCAUCUAUACCAGUCCUUUACUACAGGCUGUGGCAAGCUGGCUGGGUCAUCAGUUCCAUGAAGCCAACAGCAGCGUGAGUCACCAGGUGGAAGGAUUUAAGAUGAGAAAUAUUGAACACAUCAAAGACCUGCCUCCAGCAGAAGAUCUAGCAACCGAGCUCUUCCCGGAGGCCAUGAGGAACUUGCUGAUACACUGGAUGGGCCUCAGUGAAGAAGCGGCAACAUGGAAAAGGCUCAGCGAAUAUCCCAUUGUUUUGCUCAUACUAGAGUUUGCCAACCAUAAUCUCAUCACAGGAGUGGCUCAUGUCUUGUAUUCCAGUCUCAUAUGCAGGUAGACAGACAUUAUUGUAUUUAGGGAUGUCAUUGAUACAUACUGAGUCUAAGGUUUUUAGAAUUCCUGCUUCACUUUACAGACAAUUGGCCCAGUUAUUUUGUUGGCUUGACUUCCACCAUGUCUGGUGAAGCUAACAGCGGAAUCUGCAGCAUACAAAGCAAUACCAUAAAAUUGUGUGCUCUUUGUGGUAGCAGUUUGGGGAAGAACUACAUAUGGGUGUCAAGGUCAGGUGUCCACAAACUUUUGACCAUACAGUAUACAAUUUAGUUAAUUAUAUUUUAAUUUUAACCACCACAAAUUUUAGCUGUUGGUCUUAAAAAUGUUACAUUUUAAAAAAAGUUUUUUUCUAGAAUUCUAAUUUGUAUUCAAUUAAAAGAAAUGUUCAUAACU
Messenger RNA from Tachysurus fulvidraco (yellow catfish), 2125 nucleotides. RefSeq lists its product as uncharacterized. The record is from RefSeq and is a predicted model, not a curated record. The transcript is spliced from 4 exons. NCBI's taxonomy places the organism in Eukaryota, Metazoa, Chordata, Actinopteri, Siluriformes, Bagridae. The coding region runs from base 540 to 1736 and encodes 398 amino acids.